GAUCUCUACCCCACUCCUUGCUUAUUAUUUGGACCUAAUUACUUUUCAGAGAACUAUACAAAGUAAUGCGGUAAAUGUGAGCUCAGAGUAAUGUCCAUUGGAUGUAAUAACUGACUGCAAAAAUAAACAACCCCCAGUAAGAUCAGAUACUGGACUUUAAACCUUCCUGCACAGUCUAGCUUUAGGAGAGAGUGAAGCUGGAGGGUUUUAUGGGGACUUUAUCCACAAUGGCUUGGCUUCUGGGGUUCGUCCUCUCAUCACUUGUUCCCACAGAGGCAAAUCAACAAGUCUUCCUCCCCAGUAAUGCUGCCCAUGGACUUUUGAGCAGACAGAAACGUAAGAAUUUCUUGCUGGAGGAGCUCAGACCAGGCAACUUGGAGCGAGAGUGCAGAGAGGAGCAGUGUGACUUCGAGGAGGUGAGGGAAGUGUUUGAGAACAACGAGGAGGCGUGGAAGUUCUUCAGGACUUACAUGGUUACUAGCAACGUGUGUGCAUCAGCUCCUUGUUGGAAUGGUGGGACCUGUCACAGCACUCCUGGUGACUAUAACUGCACAUGUAAGACAGGCUACAGUGGCAGGAGCUGUGAGAUCGAAAAUGAUGUGUGUGCAUCCAACCCAUGCAAGAAUGGAGGAUGGUGUCAGAAUGAAGCCACGCACUAUAAGUGUUCUUGUGAAACUGGCUAUUAUGGUCAAAACUGUGAACAUGGUCCCCAGGACUGUACAUCACACGGGCAAACCUGUGAUCACUUCUGUAAGUUAAAAGAUGUUUACCUAUGCUGUUACUGUGCCCAGGGAUAUAAACUUGGGGAAGAUCAGAAGAGCUGUGUUCCUGAAGUGCCUUAUCCAUGUGGAAAGCUGUCGAUUCCUUCAGCAAUUGAUGAUUCUGACUUGAUCCUCAGGGCAAUCAUUGGUGACCAGCGAUGUCAAAGAGGUGAAUACCCUUGGCAGGUAUUAUUAAAACAUAAUGAUGAAAUAGUCUGCGGGGGUGUCAUUCUGAAUGAGGACUUCGUGCUAACCUCGGCUGCCUGUGUGAACCACUUGCAUUCCUUCACAGUUGUCCUUGGAGAGUACAACCUGGAAGUAGAUGAAGGCAUUGAACAAACAAUUAACGUCAGUCGAAUGCACAUCCACUCAAGAUAUUCCCGGAUGACCUUCGAGAAUGAUAUUGCACUACUGGAGCUGGAAACACCAAUUCAGUUCAACAACUACACCAGCCCCAUCUGUCUUCCCGAGGCAGACUUCGCCGAAUUCUUUUUGAUGAACUCUGAAUAUGGGGCUGUAAGUGGAUGGAAACUGAAACAGGGUCGUGUUGAGCAGCCAGUUCUCCUCGGGGUCCCAUAUGUCCCUUACAUCAAACACGCCAGUUGUGAGGGGGUACAGCCUUUUCCUAUUGUACAUCGAAUGUUUUGUGCAGGGUUUGAAGAAUUAGCAGAUCCACUGUGUUCUUUAACCAGAGGAAGUCCCCUUGUAACUAGCUACAAGGGUGUAUGGUUCCUGACAGGCAUGAGUUUAGGGGCUGAUGAAUAUAAUUGUAAUAAGAUACCAGUAUACACCAAAGUAUCAAGGUACGUAAAUUGGAUUAAAAAGAUAAUGAGACAGACACGCUCAGGUCACUAGCUAAAUACACAACAUAACAAGCUGACACUUUGUGCUUUUUUCACUAAUGUUCCACAGACAGAGGUACAGAAGUAGAAAGGACGAACUGAAAAUAAAUUAAUUAUUUUGCUGACUCAAGUUUCUGUGGGUAAUUACAGGAGAAAACAAAUGUUUUACCUUGUAGAUAGCAAAUGGUUUAAAUCAUUCCAAAAAACACAUAGAACUGUUAAUAAAAUGAUGUCAUUGAAAAUA
Molecule: messenger RNA, 1847 nt
Organism: Pristis pectinata (smalltooth sawfish)
Lineage: Eukaryota; Metazoa; Chordata; Chondrichthyes; Rhinopristiformes; Pristidae
Product: coagulation factor X-like
Exons: 9
Coding region: 210-1616 (468 amino acids)
Biological process (GO): proteolysis; blood coagulation
Cellular component (GO): extracellular region
Molecular function (GO): serine-type endopeptidase activity; calcium ion binding
Source: RefSeq, a predicted model, not a curated record